AUGGCUUUCCUGGGAACGCUUUUGCCGCGGAACCCGGCCAAAUACCUCCUUGCGGCUUUCAUCCUUCAGACUGUUUACAUCCUAUUCUUUCACCACAAUGCGAGGGAACAGGCUCAGAUACAGCGUACGACGCUGACGAAGCACUAUUCGUUGGGAGAAACAUUCGCCCACGACAUGAGCAGCGAGGACCAUGGCCUGAUGAGCACCAAAGUCGCCGCGCUGUCCGGCCUCGCGGAGCACUAUCUCGAGAACCCCUCGCUGGACACCCACGAAGUCAGUGAUGUCGUUUCACAGCUGUUCCCUUGGUGGGACCCCGCCACAUUGAAAUACUACCCUUGGAAGAAGCUACAAUCGUGGAAGUCGAGGAUAAUUUCCAGCAUGGAGUCGACGGGACCCAGCACGGGCAUCGUCAUGAGCGUGAUGGACUCGUUUGCUAAGGAAGCCGCACACCUGAUUGGCUUCCUCCGGAACGUCCACGGGUGCCAGCUACCGAUAGCCAUUGCGUACGUGGGCGACGACGACCUGAGGCCCCAGACCCGAGAGUUCCUGAGGAGGCGGGCCAGGGAUAUUAGUUUCAUCGACCUUACGACCAUCUUCGAUCAGCAGCUCGUGCAUUUGGAAGGGUACGCCAUCAAACCGUUCGCGCUGCUGGCCAGCCCUUAUCCGCGAACGAUCCUGGUGGACGCCGACGCCGUCUUCUUCGCCAACCCGGACAAGUUAUUCGACGAGUACCCGGGCCUGCGGGACACCGGCGCUCUGUUCUUCCACGACAGAAACAUCAAUUCGGGAUCCGAGCGGCACGACUGGCUCGGACGCCAGCUGGAGGCAGCCGGCCGAUCCCCUUCGGCGUAUCUGAACGAGAGUUCCCUCUUCUACCGCCGGUAUUCCAGCGAAGAGGCCGACGCCGCCGUCGUUUGUGUCGACAAGUCCAGGGUGGGACUGUACAUGGCGGUCUUGUUUACGUGCUGGAUGAACACCAAGGAAGUGCGGGACGCGUCCACGUUCAGGAUCUGGCAUGGCGAUAAAGAGUCGUACUGGGUGUCCACCGAGCUGAUGGGGGUGCCCUACUCGUUUGAACCCUGGUACGCGGCCCGCAUGUCUCAGUCGCAGGAGACGGGGAUUGAGUUGCUGCUCGACGACGACAAGGAAUGGGAGAAGCAGCACCCCCGACUGUCAGGGGCACCGCAGCAGGACGACGCGUCUUCCAACCACAAAGAGACGCCUCCGCCCGCGCACAGCUCUUGCACACUACACAUGGCGCAUGCCGACGCCUGGGGCAUUGAGCCGCUGUGGGCCAACGGGGCGCUGUGGUACGACAAGGGCAACAAGGACCACGGCAUCAGUAACUGGACGCACUGGUAUCUUGGUGACCGCGUCCACGACGUCCUCGAAGCAUAUCCCGCCCCGGAAUCCUUGGCGGGGUCUGGCGGCGACGUGGAUGACGACGCAGCCAAGAAACGACAGGAGGAAGUGGAACAGAAGAUCCUGGCCACGCAGCCCGAGUGGCUGUUUAUGGAUUGGCCCCGCGACUACCAGACGUGUUUCCAGCGGGACCACCCUCGGUGGAGGCAGUUAUCUGACGAUUUUCGGGACAGGCUGGAGCGGAUGCAGGGCGAGAUGAGGAGGGUUGAGGUCGACUAUGAGAUUGAGAUAGGAGAUUAA
Molecule: messenger RNA, 1662 nt
Organism: Cladophialophora immunda
Lineage: Eukaryota; Fungi; Ascomycota; Eurotiomycetes; Chaetothyriales; Herpotrichiellaceae
Exons: 1
Coding region: 1-1662 (553 amino acids)
Biological process (GO): protein O-linked glycosylation
Cellular component (GO): Golgi apparatus
Molecular function (GO): alpha-1,3-mannosyltransferase activity
Source: RefSeq, a predicted model, not a curated record